UAGUUCCCACGUGUUUAUCAUGUCUGGUCGGGGCAAGGGCGGAAAAGGCCUUGGGAAAGGCGGUGUCAAGCGCCAUCGCCAGGUACUGAGCGAUAAUAUUCAGGGCAUUACCAAGCCCACUAUUCGGCGCUUGGCCUGGCAUGGCGGUGUCAAGCGCAUCUCGGGCCUCAUUUAUGAGGAGCCCCGCGGGGUGUUCAAGGUGUUCCUGGAAAAUGUGAUCUGGUACGCCGUGACCAACAUGGAGCACUCCAAGGUCAAGACGGUCACCGCCGUGGCCGUGGUCUACGUGCUCAGACGCCAGGGACGAACCCUUCCAACAGCUCUCCAUCUCUGGAAUGGGAAGUUCGCAAUGGCUCGUACCAAGCAGACUGCUCGCAAGUCCACGGGUGGGAAGGCGCCACGCAAGCAGCUGGCCACUAAGGCUGCUCGAAAGAGCGCUCCGGCCACCGGCGGCGUGAAGAAGCCCCACCGUUACCGGCCCGGCACUGUGGCUCUGCGCGAGAUCCGCCGCUACCAGAAGUCGACAGAGCUGCUGAUUCGCAAACUGCCAUUCCAGCGUCUGGUCCGUGAGAUCGCGCAGGACUUCAAGACCGAUCUGCGCUUUCAGAGCUCGGCGGUGAUGGCGCUGCAGGAGGCCUGCGAGGCCUACCUAGUGGGGCUCUUUGAGGACACCAACCUAUGCGCCAUUCACGCCAAGAUGUCAGGCCGCGGUAAGGGCGGAAAGGGUCUAGGAAAAGGUGGCGCCAAGCGUCACCGUAAGGUAUUGCGUGACAAUAUCCAAGGAAUCACCAAGCCCGCCAUCCGGCGCUUGGCUCGGCGUGGCGGCGUCAAGCGUAUUUCUGGCCUCAUUUAUGAGGAGACUCGCGGAGUGCUGAAGGUUUUCUUGGAAAAUGUAAUCCGCGAUGCUGUCACCUACACGGAGCACGCCAAACGCAAGACGGUCACAGCCAUGGAUGUGGUGUACGCGCUCAAGCGCCAGGGACGCACUCUGUAUGGCUUCGGCGGCUGAGCUUAGCUCGACAGUUCACUCACAAAACCAACGGCCCUUUUCAGGGCCACCUAUCCACUCAGGAGAAAGAGAAGUAGUCACUGCUAAAAAUUAAUGUAGUUUCACGUGUUUAGUAGAUCCGGUUUUCAAGUUAAAUUGUUUUAUUACGUCUCGGCUUCGUAUCUUAUUGGCCAGUGAGGAUAGUGUAUUUUGUUUUAUUCUUAAGUUUAUUUUCAGUCUUGCUCUGUCGCCCACACUGGAGUGCAAUGGCGCGAUCUCGGCGAUCUGCAGUCUCCGCCUCCCGGGUUCAAACGAUUCUUGUGCUUCAGCCUCCUGCGUAGCUGGGGCAACCGGCUUGCGCCACCAACACCUGGCUAAUCUUUGUGUUUUUUGCAGCGAUGGGUUUUCGUCAUGUUGCCCAGGCUGGUCUUGAACUCCAGCUCAAAAGAGAUUUCCCUCCUCGGCCUCCGAAAGUGCUGGGAUUACAGGCGUGAGCCACCACGCUUGGCCUGUUUUCUGCAUUUCUGUAAGGAGGCUGAUGGCAAACUGCCGCUAACAUUCUGCAUGGCUAUCAGAGAAACAAGGUAGCAAAACCUGUAUCUCAGAAGGCAAGUGGUAAAGGCUGAUGCUGCCGUGAAGAAUAGUGAAAGAAAUGGAGGUAGUUACUAGUUCCUACCGAGGCAUUGUUACAUGAAAGGAAGACAAAAUGGCAUUCAGAUGGUUAUUGGUGUGGGGGGAUGGGAGGUGUGUGAGGCACUUGACUGGCAAAUAACAAUCUUUAAAGAAGAAAGUAGUAAUUACCGUGAGAAAAACAACCGUGGAAGUACAUAAGAUUCAACAUUUUUUAGUGGAAUGGGGAGAGGCCAACUUGUUUGUCUCUUGCUCUGAGCUGCCUUCCAUCCAGAUCUACUGGUUUUCUAUUGUUGAAUUUAAAAGGACUUUUUAUUUAUGUACCCGUGGCCAAUUUAAAGGUAUGUUGAACGAGUUCUUUUUUUGUUGUCGUUUUAUCUUAAAUAGUCUUAGACUUUAUUAUUAACACAAAUCAUUUUACCUUAAAUCAUAGAUCAGGUUACUGUGGGUGCAUGAAUGGGCGUUUAAAACCGAGGUUGUCAUGAUUAAAUUCCCACCUUCUUUCCCUUUACACCUCAGGAAAUGAGACAAAAAUAAGUAAGCCAUUCUCUAGUGGGUUACUCCAGUCCUUACAAUCUCAGGACUAUCAGUAUGCCACUGUAUUAUUCGCUGUCCUCAAAAUGGAUUUUAAUUUGUGGAGAAUAUUGAGUAAACCCUCAUUUUUCCAAUAAAGUUUUUUCACUUUAUCAUAAUAAAGAGAAAGCUAGACAGGUGGCUAUCUAGCAAGAGACAUUUCCUAGGCUUUCUGGGAGCAGAUGUAAGCAUGUGGCUACAUUAUUUCCAACACAGGUGAGACACAUAGAAAAGUUACUACCAGGUCUGGGCUUUGAAACUUCCAUGUUACCUUCUUCCCCAACUAUAAUGGUAUUGAUUUCAUUUUGAGCAAUUAGAGAACAUCAGGCCCUAGGAGAUGACAGAACAUUGACUUGGAAUGAACAAAAUUUCCUGAUUGAUCACAAGGAGCAGAGCUGCUUCACAAAGCUGGACUAAUCACAAUAGAUUUGUUCCAUGAAACAAAAAUAUCUGUCUUUAAGCUUAUUUAUUGUUGAGUCUCUUUGUAAGCAGCAUAACUUUAUCACACAAAAUUCAGUUUUGUUACUAAACUUAUUUAGUAUUGUGGAACGUCCUUCCAUUGACCUAAAAGCUCUUUACAGAAAAGCCGAUGCCAAAUGAGCCUGUCAACUUGGUAUCACCUCUGUUGUGUUCCAUUACAGACAGAACAGAGUGGGGCUAAUUACAAGUUAGAGAUUAGGCAAGGCACAUGGCUCACGCCUGUAACCCCAGCUCUUUGGGAGGCCAAGGUGUGUGGAUCACUUGAGGUCAGGAGUUUGGGACCUGCCUGGCCAACAUGGAGAAACCUCGUCUCUAAUAAAAAUACAAAAAUUAGCUGGGCAUGCUGGCACACGCUUGUAGUCCCAGCAGCUUCGGGGUCACAGAGUGAGACUCUAUCUCAAAAAAAAAAAAAAAGUUAUCAAUGGAUAGACUAGAUAGUCUAUAUGUCUUCAGCAGUGGUAACCUGUAUAUUUCAAUGGGCUGACUUCCCUUAAAGAGUGGUUCUGCCAGGCACGGUGGCUCUCACCUGUAAUCCCGGCACUUUGGGAGGGCAAGGCAGGCGGAUCACCUGAGGUUGGGAGUUUGAGAACACCCUGGCCAACAUGGAGAAACCCUGUCUCUACUAAAAAUAAAA
Messenger RNA from Symphalangus syndactylus (siamang), 3305 nucleotides. RefSeq lists its product as uncharacterized. Gene Ontology annotation, molecular function: DNA binding; protein heterodimerization activity; structural constituent of chromatin. The record is from RefSeq and is a predicted model, not a curated record. NCBI's taxonomy places the organism in Eukaryota, Metazoa, Chordata, Mammalia, Primates, Hylobatidae. Gene Ontology annotation, cellular component: nucleosome.